CGAAUCCGCAGCAGAGCAGGUGUACUAUUGCAGAGGGCGGUGCAGUGUUGUGGAUGCACUGGCCCAGUAUUUACAGCAUGGUGAUGUGCUCUCCACGAAGGUCAAGGAACCAUGGCUGCAAAAGAACGGCUCGGCAGGUCGAUCCUGAUCUUCACUCUGGCACAUCGAUUGUUUGCAUUCGUCUUACUACAGCUAUGUGGGCAGCUGUUGCCCUCCUUUGAUGCUUCAGCGAGCAUACUGCUCCUCUCGGUGUCACCGUCGCUUAAACCAUGGCUUGUACCGCUCGUGCGCUGGGACACGCUCCAUUUCUUGGGCGUUGCGUCCCCAAAGGCACUCUCGCGAUUUGGACAGGCUUUGCCCGGAGGCUAUGCGUAUGAACACUCGCUGGCUUUCCAACCUGGUUUGCCUGUUCUUAUGCGCCAGCUCGGGUCUUCUACCCACGGCACAUGGUCGCUCCAACAAAGUAUCGUGAUGUCCACACUACUUGCAUGGGUUUGCUCAUGCCUUUCGCCGUGGCUGCUCUUCCAGUUGACAGCCCGGCAUUUUUCAAGCAUAUAUUUUGCAUAUCUUGCAUCUCUUCUGUCGAUACUCUCGCCCAGUCCCGCAAGCAUGAUCAUCCCAAGCCCAGAAGUUUUCUUCUCAUGCUUUGCGGUCGUCGGCCUGUUGCUGUUAGCGCCGCCGCCCCCGAGCGGACGUGGACAGCAGAAACCUUCGUUCAUCAAGCAAUGCAUGGGGAUAAUCGGGGGCUCCUUUGCAUUCGCGAUCUGCACCGCUUUUCGAGCGAACGGCAUCUUAUUAGCGGGCUUCCUACUGUGGGCUGGUCUCUGGCAGCCAGCGCUGCAGUGCCAACCGACGCUCGAGCGCGUCGUCCUGGGCGUCGCUGGCAUCAUUGGCUCUAUCGUUGCGGUCGCUCCCUUUGCUGCAGGACAACUGUGGGCGUACGGAAGAUUCUGCAGGUAUGCUGAAGAGCCGCGACCGUGGUGUGACGGCAAACUUCCGCUGGUGUACAGCUUUGUGCAGCGCGAUUACUGGGACGUCGGUCUCCUGCGCUAUUGGUCUCUAGGCCAGCUUCCCAAUUUUCUCCUCGCCGCACCGGUCCUGCUGCUGAUCGGCUGGAGCCAUCGCUAUUCACGCGACUGUUGGCGCAUGUCGGCCCGCUCGGUACUGGCUCCAUGGGCUGCAGACGCUUACGCCGCAUCGGCACCCUCAGCACGAUGCCACAGCUCGCCGACGAGUAUCAGGGUGUUCGCACUUGACGCGAUAACCUCACCGUCCGCAUUACCGCACGUCAUCUAUCUCUGGGCUAAUGGUGUAUUGCUGCUGUUUGCGAGUCACGUCCAGAUUGCAUUGCGUUUUGCCAGCCCCGGGGGCCUGCCGGUCUUGUGGUGGUCGGCAGCCGAUAUUUUCCUUUUGGAAGACACAAGCCCGCCAACAACUGCAUCAUCACCAACGUCAUCGCCCUCGUCGGAGGCGUCGGUAUCAGCAUCGCCGACAUCGCGGCAGGGGGACAAAGGGAGGCUCCAUGCUCAGCUGAGUAGGAAGGGGUCGUGGCUGAUGUCCUAUCUUGUUGGGUGGAAUAUCGUCAGCCUCAUACUGUAUGCUGGCUUCUAUCCACCAGCUUGACGCUGGCUAGUAAGUACCCUUUACAUGUACGUUUUAUCAUUUCAAAGCAAGCAGGCCGAUGCUGCCGAGGUAACCGUCAUAUUCGGCUGCGCGUGCGUGCCCCGUGCAAGCUAUCCAUCUC
This is a messenger RNA of Tilletiaria anomala UBC 951, 1744 nucleotides long. Its product is annotated as glycosyltransferase family 76 protein. The coding region runs from base 112 to 1623 and encodes 503 amino acids. The record is from RefSeq and is a predicted model, not a curated record. Gene Ontology annotation, biological process: GPI anchor biosynthetic process. Gene Ontology annotation, cellular component: endoplasmic reticulum membrane; mannosyltransferase complex. The transcript is spliced from 3 exons. NCBI's taxonomy places the organism in Eukaryota, Fungi, Basidiomycota, Exobasidiomycetes, Georgefischeriales, Tilletiariaceae. Gene Ontology annotation, molecular function: GPI mannosyltransferase activity; alpha-1,6-mannosyltransferase activity.